UCAGCCGUCCAAUAUACUAAAAACUUCAAAAAAAAGUCCAACAAUAAGAAACACAUACACUAAAACAAAAUUAGGAGAAAAAGAAAGAAAAACAAAAGGCAUUCAUCGUAGCGUAUGAACUAGGCUGUAAGCUCUUGCACACAAAAUUUGAAACAAGGCAGCUAUAUGUACGUUAUUUCUCAUCCGUCCUUAAACAAUUAACUGCGGUCAUGUCCUUCCAUAUUGAUCGAAAGCUGAUCUCUGAAUCUCUUGUUAAUCCAACCAGCAAAACUUGUAGCAGCUAUUAUUGCAACCCACAGGUGUAUCAUUCUAUAGUUUGUCCGCUUCAAUGUUUUAAUACUUGCCCGCGUAUUUGUCUGCUUCCAGAAUUCGAACCCUCACCACCAUCAUCACCACCACCAACACCACCAAAUUUCACACCAAAAGUUACUCUUUCGCAUUCUCCAAAUAAACACACUGUUUCCAUCCUCUUGAUCCUUCUAAUUUCAGUCUUGGGCAUUGCUAUCUACAUAUUAUGUGCCUACGCCAUUCACAAAUUCCGCAACUCAAGAACUUCUUCACAACCGGAGCAACAAGUAGGAGGAGGAGGAGAAGAAGAGUUUAGUGAUAUUCAAACAGUGGGUCUUCAGCAAUCAGUAAUAAGCGCCAUCACAAUCCACAAGUAUAAAAAAGGUGAAGGGCUAAUUCAAGGAACAGAGUGCUCUGUUUGCUUGAGUGAGUUUCAAGAAGACGAAACUCUUAGGAUUUUGCCAAACUGUAACCAUGCUUUUCACAUACCUUGCAUUGACACUUGGCUCGAAUCACACAUCAAUUGUCCCAUGUGCCGUGCCGACAUUGUCAUCAAAAUUCCCAACACUGCAGCUUUCAUUGAGCAAAACGCGUGAUCAUCUAAAUUGUUGAGAAACAUACUUUUAUUUACUUUUAUAACAUGAACAUGCCUCUUAGCUUAUAUUCAGACAUAAUUCUUUUCCAUGUUUUUUUUUAUAAUGGAUAGCUAUGAGAUUCAAACUCAGGGUCUUUGCCACUUUAUAACAUACUAAUGAAAUGUGUGACUAUUUUAUCUAAAAACUAAGUUAAUAGACAAAGUACACUUUAUUUUCUUAGUCAUCUCUAUAUUGCAUAAUUAGCGCUGAGACUUGACCAGGAAAAUCGUGCAGAAAAUACCACGGACUUAAGGAUUGACAUUCGAAAAAAAGACGAUUCAGGAGAUCUAAGUACUUUGGGCAUCAGUGUAAGUUCAAUGGAAGAUGUGGUGAAUGCUCCUGAAGUCUGAAGGAGAGAAAUAAAGUUCAUGAUGGAAGAAGUACUUAAACAGCGGAAGCAAAAAAUCCAUAAACUUUGCAUGUGAAAUAGACAACAUACAUAUCAAAUUUUAUUCAAACAUAAAUCAAGGAAUACCUCUUGAAGUGUGUGAUAAUCUUAUGAACAUCUUUGAUCCGCAAUCUUCUGUUGUGUGAUCCCAGUAACAACAGGACUUAAGACUCGUGUGAGAAAGUCAGCUUCUCAGAUAACUGACAUUGGUUAAAGUGAAGCUUGUACACUCUGGAAUGAAAAAUAGUGCAAUAUUUCAUUGAAAAUACUGUGAUGCCAAGAGCUUUAAACUAUCAAUGCAUAUGAGUAGUUAAUUUCUUGGAACAAUGAAUGUCCAACUUGCCAUGAGCCAGCUUAGAUUGGGCAGAACAAGGAGGAAAAACAAUGGCAGCUUUUGUAAAUCUGUCUUACUCAGCCGUCUGAUAUACAGAAUUCACAAAAGUCCAAUAAGAAGAACCACAGAAUUGAAGAAGAAAAAAUAAAGGGCAUUCAUUGUCAUGUUAUAAUUUCGUUAGGAUCCAUGAUGUAAGAUGCUCCAUAUUCUCUUGGACACAAAAUUUGAAACAAGUCACAAGCCAGCAGCUAUAUGUAUCAUGUAUGUUUCUUCUCAUCUCUUGUUAAACAAUUAGCUGCAGCCAUGUCGUUUCAUAUUGAUCGAAAGCUGAUCUUUGAUAAUUCCACCGGCAAAACAUGUGGCUGCUAUUAUUGCAACCCAGAGGUGUAUCAUUCUAGAAUUUGUCCAGUGUCCUGUUUUUAUAUUUGCCAGAAUAUUUGUCUUUUUCCAGACAUUGAACUACCAAAAGAUUUCACAACUGAAGUUCCUCUUUCGCAGUCUCCACAAAAAGACACUGCCUCCAUCUUCUUGAUAAUUCUGUUUACAGGCUUAGGAAUUGCUGUCUACAUAUUUUGUUCCUUCGUCAUUCACAAAAACUCAAGAACUUCUUCACAGCCGGAGCAGGAAGUAGUAGUAGAGUAUAAUUAUGUAUAAUCCUACUAUGCAGAGUUUAAAGUAGAUAUGGAAGUUAUUUUCAAAAGAUUGUUAACUCAAAAACAUCAAACUCAAGUAAUAUUAAAUAUGAAUUAAUAUAAAUAUUAUAGUAAAAUAUUUUUGUAAAUCAUUAUAUGUGAGGGCACAUAAAAAAAA
This is a messenger RNA of Solanum lycopersicum (tomato), 2455 nucleotides long. The record is from RefSeq and is a predicted model, not a curated record. Lineage: Eukaryota; Viridiplantae; Streptophyta; Magnoliopsida; Solanales; Solanaceae.